Molecule: messenger RNA, 1776 nt
Organism: Endocarpon pusillum Z07020
Lineage: Eukaryota; Fungi; Ascomycota; Eurotiomycetes; Verrucariales; Verrucariaceae
Exons: 4
Coding region: 1-1776 (591 amino acids)
Biological process (GO): arachidonate metabolic process
Cellular component (GO): membrane
Source: RefSeq, a predicted model, not a curated record
AUGGAGGGAUAUACGACAACCCUUCGGCGAAAGGACACGACUAAGGGUCCGCCGUUGCGCAUUCUAUCAUUGGAUGGUGGUGGUGUACGAGGAUUCUCCAUGCUCGUUCUUCUAGAAGCGCUAAUGCACCGGUCAUUCGUCGAAAUCCACGGCAGACCGCCUCGUCCUGAUGAGAAACUCAAACCCUGCGAUUGUUUUGACUUGAUAUCGGGAGUGGGUACUGGCGGACUUAUCGCUUUAAUGUUAGGGAGAUUACGGCUAGAUCUAGAAACGUGCAAGAACGUUUACGUGAGGAUGACUCGGAAGGUUUUCGAAACGGACAAGACCAUCGCAGGCAUACCAUAUAAACAUACCCUUUUUAAAGCUUCCAAGCUGGAAGAGGCAAUCCGGGAAUGCGUUCGUGAACACACCGUGUUAGAGGAAGAAGGGAAUGACGGAACGAAAGCCGGCGGGCAUGAGUUUCAGAGUCUGAUGAGUCCCACCAGCGCCGUGGAGUUUCCCGAGCGCGCGGCCAGUGUCCGCAGCAAUGCAAGCUUCACACCAAAUAGCCCGGUACAGAGCCUGAGAAAUUCUAUCCAUGGGUUUCGCUGGGGAAAUCCAGACGCUUCCCUGUAUGACGGAAGAGAAAAUCGUACCAAGACCGCGGUUACUGCAGUGUUCAAAGGCACACCCAAGAACGGUCACUCCAUCCUCCUUCGAUCCUACGAUUCACGCAAAGAGCCACCACCCGAGUUCAACUGUACCAUCUGGCAGGCUGGCCGAGCGACCUGUGCAACAGGGCUAGCGUUCAAGCCGAUCGCCAUCGGAAAUUCUGUUUUUGUGGACGAAGGUGCUGGGAAAUACAAUCCGUCGCCGCAGAUUCUUGACGAAGCUGCUGUGAAUGAGUGGCCAGGCAGGGACAUUGGCGUAUUUGUCAGCAUUGGCACAGGUAAAAGGCCUGGAGGAACUAACAACAGGCAAAGUGAGUGGUACGAGUCCUUCCUGGGUGGCACAAUGGGCAAUUUCGCCGAGGCCCGCAGAAGACUUAUAAGCAAGAUCGAAAAUUGCGAGGAGAUACACCAACAGAUGCUAAACUCUCAUCUGCAAAAGCGUGGAGUACCCUUGGAAAACUACUGCAGACUUAACGUUGAGGUCGGCGUUGGGGACUUUGGCAUGAACGAGAACGUUUUGAGCCCCGGUUACUAUUGUACAGAUUGGCUAACAACUUCGGUUCAAAAACUCAUAGGAGAGGCUGCUGCAAAGAUUGGGAAAAUCGAGCUGACGAAACGGAGGCUGGAGGGCCAAAGCAGAUACACCAAUCCUAAUCGAGGUGAUCUACCCAGCAAAGGUCUUCCCACGCCGCCAUCGCAUCCAGACGCCAUCGAGCUACCUGGAAAUGACGCACCCAUCCAUUCGCCAACAUCGCCUUAUCACACCCCGCGGACCUCAACGAUUAAUCCGCCCUAUCCCUACGAUGAUACUAUAUCUUCAGAUGAUAAGUUCUCUCUAAUUCCUUCCGUUGAUGGCCAGCAUCGGAUUUCUGGAGAGAUGCCGUAUCGGCACAGCGGCGAAUACAACAGUCCUUACAACAUAUCACCCAGGCGAAGUGGAGAAGAUUAUGCCAGAUCGGAUGCGCCACCUAUUCCCCCGAAAACACCUAUUUACGGCGACGGGGAGGGCUUGAGGCCACCACAGACCUCGCGAAUGAGCGCAGGCAGCCAAAAGCUGCCGUAUCCCGACUUCGACGGACCACCUAUUGUCAACAAGCUGCGCAAGCCACAAUACAAUCCCGGAUAA